Candidozyma auris is the source of this 1737-nucleotide messenger RNA. It is a transcript of the gene MED17, whose product is annotated as Med17p. Gene Ontology annotation, cellular component: core mediator complex; mediator complex. Gene Ontology annotation, biological process: regulation of transcription by RNA polymerase II. NCBI's taxonomy places the organism in Eukaryota, Fungi, Ascomycota, Pichiomycetes, Serinales, Metschnikowiaceae. The record is from RefSeq and is a predicted model, not a curated record. The transcript has a single exon. Gene Ontology annotation, molecular function: transcription coregulator activity. Bases 1 to 1737 code for a protein of 578 amino acids.
AUGUCAGAGCCAGACAACGUGAGGCUCCGGUUUGACUCGAGUGUCUAUGGAACAGCUGAAGAUCCUUUUCUUCAGGAUGAAGACAAAAUUCCAAUUGCAGAUCUCAUUCCAAGGAUCUUGAUGGAAAGAGAGUCUUUCCUCAAUCUCACUGAGGAGCAGUUGGAGUUAGAAAUUGCAGAAAAGAAUAACAAUUCAGAGCCAAAUGAAGAAGAGGCCGUUACAGCUGACGCCCAGGAGACGUCAACAUCAGCUUCACAGCUUUUCCUGAAACAAAAAUACGAACUUCUAAGUCACAUCAACUUCGCCAUGAACGAAACAUCUCUUUCGCUAGACUUCGUGUCUUUGCUCAUGUCCGCUGUGAAACCAACCAUCACAAAAUCUACCAUCUCCCCCCAUCUAAGCAAAAUUGCUCCAUUGGGCUCGUUGAACUCUGAUAGACUUGUUCAGGACGCCGAUGAUCAGCAGCAGCUGGAUGCGAAAGUUUCCAGUAGAUCAAAAGCCGAGAGCAUCGGUCUUGGCUGGAAAUACCAGUCCUUGAACCACAUUAAAUCGUUGUUUGAGUCCGCUGGUGACCUGUUAAGACAACAAGUGGAUAUCGAGCGCACAUACUGGAAUAUGAUCAACGAGGUGUUGAGUCAUGACGAAGUGCUCUUUAGAGUAAGAGAUCCUCUCACAGGGACUCGUGCCAUUGGAGUAAAAUACGGUUAUGGAGACUCUGGCUCGAGCUAUUUUGACCAGGGACUUGCUGUACUCCGCAAGGACGAGCAAACGGGAGAACUCAGCUUCAGUCCUAUCAUGACAGGCAAUCACAAGCUUAGCAUCAAGUCGAAUAAGUUCACGCGAGUGAAGAUUCUUAGUAAGUUUGACGAUGAUUACAUGUUGACUGGCCAGUCCGUUUUCGACAAAAGUGCCUUGGAAGACAAGAGUCCGCACAGAAUUAUAAACGAGAUAGAGAAGGCUCGAUAUUUCCUUUUUGAAGAUGAUCUACUAUAUCAUCUCAUAAGGGAGGCAAAGUACCUCAUCAACUACAACGUGUCCAUCAUCGCGAACAAGAUUGUUAUUGAGAUUCACGACAUGGUUAUUGAGAUUGAGUCAGUCAUUUUUGAUGAGAACAACGAGGAGGAGCUUGAGAACGCUUAUCAGAACAUCAACAAGGAAUCAUCGAGAAACAAUGAAAAAGCACAAGCAAUAUUGAUUUUCCUCAAACUCAUGUUGUGCUGUUACUACAAAUACAAUCUUGAAUUAAAACAGAAAAUCCCAACGUCGUUUACGAAAUGGAAACAAAACAAUUCGCAUCCGUUGAUUCUUCGACCCCUUAUAGGACAUAUCAGACAUGAAAUCAACGUUAGAAACAUGCAAACCAUCAUCCACAAGAUAUACAAAAAGCUCGACGAGCAAAAGUUUUCGUAUGAGAUUAUCGAGGACAAAUACAGCAAUCUCAAAAAGAGUGAACCAGUUAAGAAUCCAUUUCUAAAAGCAGUCGAGAAACCGCUUUCGAAAUUUAAAGUUAUACUACAGAAGCUCCUGAGCAAGGAGCAUUUAUUGGUUGAGGUUGACGUCACUUCCGGUGAUAUUUUUGUCAACUUAAUCGUCGAAUUGACCGUUUCUAAAUACGCUAGCAAGGAGGACCUUGAGCAGAACCAGCAAGGAGCCAACGUUCUCCAAUUGACAUUCACAGAUAUAUUUGAAGUGGAGGAGAGCUUGAACUGGACAGUGCAUAACUUCACGCAAAGUUAG